CUCUUUCAUCAUAAGUCAGGGCCAGGUAGGUAGCUUUUGCAAUGCAGGAAUCUCCGUCAGUCCUUUGGCUCUGGUGAAAGUCUCUUAUCAAGGGCACCAGGCGAGCACCUCAAUGUCUCAGGCCUGUAGCAACCAAGCUGAGAGACUUGCCGAGUGACGAAACUGAGCCUCAGAGCCAGCCGGGUCUGGGAGCAGGAUUGCCUCCACGGGAAAUGGAGCUGAGAUUCCUUGGCAGAAAAGCUGCUCUAGCUUUGGAGCUGUUUCUGUUCUCUGUUUCCUUUCUGCAAGAGAUACCUGCUAAAGAAGUUAAUCUUCUGGACACAAGCACCUCUCAGAAUGAGCUAGGCUGGUUGCCAGACCCUCCAGAUUCAGGGUGGAGCGAGGGGCAGCAAAUGAUCAAUGGGACUCCUGUAUAUAUGUACCAGGAUUGCAGCGUCCUCUCUGAAGGAGACACUGACCACUGGCUCCGCACAAACUGGAUCUUCCGAGGGGGGGCCCCUUCUCGCAUCUUCGUGGAACUGCAAUUCACCAUUCGAGACUGCAAGAGUUUCAGAGGAGAAAUGGUGAGCUGCAAGGAGACAUUCAACCUCUACUACAUGGAAUCAGAGCAAGAUGUUGGCAUCCAGUUCCACCGUCCUCUCUUCACUAAAAUCAACACUGUGGCAGGCGACAACAUUUUCACAGCUCGAGAUGUUGAGGUCGGCUCGCUGAAAUUGAACAUGGAAGUAUGCUCCAUUGGGAAGCUACAGCAGCGUGGUUUUUAUCUGGCUUUCCAGAACUCAGGAGCUUGCGUGGCCUUGGUUUCAGUGAGAGUUUAUUAUAAAACCUGUUCAGAUACCAUUAGUGGAUUGGCCCAUUUCCCAGAGACACUUUCAGGUGCUGAGGGUCUAACAGUAGUGCCUGGUGUCUGUCUGAAGAAUGCAACGGAGGAGACAGGUGUUCCACCGAAGAUGCACUGCAGUCCCAGUGGGGAGUGGUUGGUGCCAGUGGGCAGGUGUAUAUGCAUCAUUGGUUUUGAAGAGGUCAAAGGAAGAUGUGUGGCCUGCCAGCCUGGAUUCUAUCGUCACUCUCUAGAAAUGGAACAGUGCCUCAAAUGUCCUCCCAAGAGCUUCUCCCGUUCUCCUGCUUCUACAAGCUGCCCCUGCAUCCAAGGCUUCUUUAGAACAUCCACGGAGGAUCAAACUGUGGCCUGCACAAGUCCUCCUUCUGCUCCACGCAAUCUCAACUUCUCCCUUGCGGGGACACAGAUUUCCCUUUGGUGGCAGCCUCCCCUUGAUCGGGGUGAGCGCCAGGAUCUUACUUACAAUGUUUCCUGCCAACGUUGCCAUUUUCUGGUGUGCGAACCUUGUGAAAGUAGUGUGACUUUUUCCCCCAGUGCUUUAGGACUCCCCAAACCAAGCGUGAUCGUGGAUGGUUUGGAAGCUUACACCAAUUAUAGCUUCACUGUACAGGCUCAUAAUGGAGUAUCAGGACUCAGCCCUGCCUCACAUAACAGCACCAGUUUCCCCACCUGGGUGUCUGUGGGCCAUGCAGCUCCAGUUGUGGUGACCAAUGUCAUUUUGGAUAAGCGGAAUGACAGCAGCCUCUCUGUGACUUGGCUCCCUUCCCGUCUUCGCAGCCAGAGCUCUGUGAACUAUGAGGUUUUGUACUUCGAGAAGGGAGAAGAAAAACACUACACCGUUCAUCAUCUUCAGAAACCUCACGUAACCCUGGCCAACCUGCAGCCUGACACAGCCUACCUGCUGCGUGUGCGCUCCAUCACACCGUUAGGACCUGGACCAUAUUCCCAGGAGCAGGAAUUCCGCACUCUGCCACAAGACACUGGUAUGCUGCCUGGAGGAGUGAUUGUGUCAAUCAUCUUUGGAAUCCUGUUGUUCCUUGGAUUGAUUACAGGACUCAUAAUCUUCCGUCGAAGACGAGCUCAUCAUCACCGAGCACGACCAUGUCACAAUGGCUACAACCGAGCUUUUAUUGCAGAUGAGAUGUGGUUGAAACCUUAUGUAGAUCUCCAACCAUAUGAGGAUCCCCGAAGGGGUGUCUUAGAAUUCACAAAGGAACUGGACCCAUCUAUUGUCUCCAUUGACACAGUUAUUGGUGAAGGAGAAUUUGGAGAGGUCUAUUGUGGUGCACUGCACUUCCCAGGGAAAGAACGUAUUAUUGUGGCCAUCAAGACCUUGAAGUCAACUUACUCAGAUUCAACCUGGUGGAAUUUCCUCCGUGAGGCAACUAUCAUGGGCCAAUUCAACCAUCCCAACAUUGUCCGGCUCGAGGGAGUUGUCACAAAACGGAAUCCAAUGAUGAUUAUUACAGAAUACAUGGAAAAUGGGGCUCUGGACACCUUUUUAAGGGAGAAUAUCGACAAGUUCAGCUCGGUGCAGUUGGUGACAAUGCUGCAGGGCAUUGCCUCAGGUAUGACCUAUCUCUCAGACCGCAACUAUGUACAUCGUGAUCUAGCUGCACGCAACAUCUUGGUAUCACACACCCUUCAGUGCAAAGUCUCAGAUUUUGGUCUUUCUCGAAUCCUGGAAAAUGAUGUGGAAGGAACAUAUGAAACAAAGGGUGGAAAGAUCCCUAUUCGAUGGACAGCUCCAGAGGCCAUUGCCAAUCGAAUCUUCACCUCUGCCAGCGAUGUCUGGAGUUUUGGUAUUGUCAUGUGGGAGGUGUUUUCAUAUGGAGACAAGCCCUAUGGGGAUAUGUCCAAUCAGGAGGUGAUGAAAAGCAUAGAAGAUGGGUAUCGACUCCCCCCACCAGUGGACUGUCCCUCUAUCCUUUAUGAUAUGAUGAAGGUGUGUUGGUCAUAUGAUCGGACACGGAGGCCACGUUUCCGGGAGAUCCAGGCUCAGCUAGACCACUUUCUUUCCAGCCCACAUUUGCUUCGAACUGUGGCUGAUUUUGACCCUCGGGUGACACUUCGACUUCCAAGCUGCAGUGGGUCUGAUGGGAUUCCUUAUCGGUCUAUCCCCGAGUGGCUAGAAUCCAUCCGCAUGAAACGCUAUAUCCUCAACUUCCAUACUGCUGGCCUGAACACAAUGGAAUCUGUCCUGGAUCUAUCUGCUGAGGACUUGAAGCAGAUGGGCGUGGGUCUUCCUGGCCACCAGAAGCGAAUUCUGUGCAGCAUCCAGGGAUUCAAAGAGUGAUACAUGCCAUCGUACGGUGCCAAGCAAGAGUUGCUGCCAUCUCCUUUUGCCGAAUAUUUUUUUUUUAAAGUGACCCUGUGGCAGACCUCCUGCAAAUCAGAAGCCAGAGGCAAACAGCUGCACCUUGGAACAUAAUGCACAGGCUGGGGCUGAGUAGCCUAGAACAGGAAAGGGCUUCCUGCGCAGGAAACCAAAGUGUUGCUGUUCACUUCUCACUCCUCCACUCUCGCAGAGGCUUCUGACUUGACAUGCUUUAUAGUUACUGAGGACGUAACAUGCCACUGUAAGGAAACACUGAAGUUAAAACCAUACCUACCUGGAAAGGACCUUUUCUGUUGCAAAAUCUAAGCCUCCAGAUAUUUGUGGCCAGAUAUCUAUUACAGUAUUGUUUGCAGAGAGCAUGAACGCCUGUCCUUGUCAAUUAGUGGGUUAGUUUUCAUCGUUCUAUCCAAGUUCAUGUUCCUUUGUAUAUAAGGCUUCUCUCUUUCUCUCUCUCUCUCUCUCUCUGCAAUCUACUCCUUAAGAGCAGAAAAGGCUUGUUUAAAGCAAACUAGCACUUGCUCUUGGGAGGUUUUUUUUUCCUCAAGUUGAGGACCUGCUUAUAUAUUUAAAAUAUCAGGAAGGGAUGGCAUAAGGGAGAAAACCCAAACCUGGAUUGAUCAUAUGUUGUAGAUAUGAUUUUGUAAAUAAACUCAUAACACA
Messenger RNA from Pseudonaja textilis, 3839 nucleotides. RefSeq names its product EPH receptor A1 (gene EPHA1). Gene Ontology annotation, cellular component: plasma membrane; dendrite. NCBI's taxonomy places the organism in Eukaryota, Metazoa, Chordata, Lepidosauria, Squamata, Elapidae. The record is from RefSeq and is a predicted model, not a curated record. Gene Ontology annotation, biological process: ephrin receptor signaling pathway; protein phosphorylation; axon guidance. Gene Ontology annotation, molecular function: protein binding; ATP binding; transmembrane-ephrin receptor activity.